Polychytrium aggregatum is the source of this 1209-nucleotide messenger RNA. RefSeq lists its product as uncharacterized. The transcript is spliced from 2 exons. Bases 1 to 1209 code for a protein of 402 amino acids. The record is from RefSeq and is a predicted model, not a curated record. Lineage: Eukaryota; Fungi; Chytridiomycota; Chytridiomycetes; Polychytriales.
AUGACUGUUCUCUCGGUUGCUAAAUCCAUCGCGUCCGUCUCUGAGCAUCUGAGCCAGCCUCAGCUGCAUCCCAUCCGCAAGCUGUUGGCUUUCCGCAAGACGUAUCGUCGCCAUGACCAACUCAUCUCCAUCCAUGAGUCGGCCACCCUGGCCGAAGCCCUCGGCAUUAUGGCCAGAGCCAAUAUCUCGGCGGUGCCGGUCUAUCGCACACCCGAGGACGACAUCCAUGGCCGCGAGUACAUGGGCAUCGUCUCGGUCUCGGAUGUCCUGGCCUGGACCGUCUUCCAAAAGUUUGUUGGCGACCUCGAGUAUCUUGAUACCGUCGAUCCCCAGACCUUCCAGGAGCUGCAGGAGGAAAAGGCACACUACUUCCAGACGGCCGUGGGGGACCUGCUCGGCAUGACGCUCGAGUCGGCCGAGUCGUGGACGCUGCACUCGUCCGACCCCAUACUCUCGCUCAUCUACAUGUUCGCCUCGGGUCGCUACCACCGCUGCCUGGUCAUCGACGAAGAUGCCAAGAUCUCGGCAGCAACAUAUGGGGACGGAACCGCCCGCGUGCCGCUCGGCGCUGCCGUCACCAUGGUCACCCAGACAGAUGUUGUGCGCUACAUCUCCGAGAAUCGUGUCGAGAUCGACGGCGAGGCCAUCGACAAGAUCCUUUCGUCCGUCGUCGCCAAGGACAUUGAGCAGCUGCAAAGACGCAUGACCCCUGACGAGAGCGAUCCCAACCAGGUCUUGGACAAACAGAACCGCGUCCCGAGGAAGGUCAUCUAUGCCUCGAGCGACAUGUCUGCGCUUUCUGCGUUCAAGACCAUGUUUAUGCACCGACUGCGUGCUUUACCUGUCGUCAACCCCGCCCACCAGAUCGUCGCCAACAUCUCGACUUCGGACCUGCGCGGCAUCACCCCAGAUACCCUCCACCGCCUGACCCUGCCCAUCCUCGAGUUCAUCGACACCAUCCCUGCACGCUCAAGCGGCGAUGCCGCCACCCACCCCGGCUCCGGCUCUGGCUCCGGCUCCGGUUUGGAUGCCAGGGCCGUGAGCGUCGCCAAGAACAUGUCCAUGGAAGACAUGAUCCAGAUGCUGCUGGGCAAGAACGUCCAUCGCCUCUGGGUCACCCGCGACCAAAGCGAUCAGCUCGCCGGGGUGGUGAGCAUGACCGACAUCCUCUGCACGCUGAUUCCUGUCGACCAGGCAGCGCACAAGUGA